AUGGCACGACAUCAACAAGAUCAAGCUACUAUGUUUAGAGAUUUAUUGAGGGCAGUGCAAGACUUGGGCAGGCAGCAGGCUCAGGCGGCACCUAGUAAUGCAACAGGAGGUGCUAACGCCAUGAGCUCAAUCGUUGAGCAGUUUCGUCGUUUUAAACCCCCGUCCUUUGAUGGUAAAGGUGACCCUUUCGCAACUGAGGAGUGGCUGAGAAGACUUGAAGGGAUCUUCGAGCACAUGAACUGUAGUGACGCUCAAAAGGUUUCAUGUGCAAAGUUCAUGUUGACUAACGAUGCUGGACAUUGGUGGGAUUCCGAAACACGUACUAAAACUGCAGAACAACUAUGUAAUCUUACUUGGGGUCAAUUCAAGGAGUCGUUGAUGGGUAAAUAUUUUCCCCAGCCAUUGAGGGAUCAAAAGGAGGUAGAAUUUCUCCAACUCACGCAAGGAAAUUUGCCACUUGGGGAGUAUGAAAGAAAAUUUGAACAGUUUUCUAGAUAUGCUCCACACAUGGUAAACACUGAGCUGACGAAGAUUAAAAUGUUUGAAAUGGGAUUAAAGCCAGAGAUUAAGGGAAUCAUGGCAGCCCAGCAACAUACUACUUAUGCGGAAGUUGUACGUCGAGCACAAGCAAUUUCUAAUGGUUUAGGAUUGGAAAAGAAACCUCAACCCAACACCGAGACUUCUAUAAAGAGAAAGUGGCAAGGUCACGACAGAGACAGGAAUCAGAAUCAGAAAGUAAAGAUUUGGUCAAGCUCAAACAAAACUUUUCCUCAAUGCUCCAAAUGCAACAAGCGACACUUGGGAGAAUGUCUUCGAGGAAAGGGAUUAUGCUACAUUUGUGGUAAAAGUGGCCAUUUUCUUAGAGAAUGUCCAGAGAAGAAGAAAGAAGGUGACCAUCUUAAGAAGGGAAAGGCCAGAGUAUUUGUUUUGAUGGGAGAAAAUGAGGAUCAGAACACAGACGUAAUAACAGGUAUGUUACCAGUAUUCGACAUACCUGCUAUUGUUCUUAUGGAUUCUGGAUCGAUUCAUUCAUUUAUUUCUAUAAUUUUUAUGGAUAAGAUUGGAAGUAAAUGCAUAGAAACAAAUAACAUUCUAGAAGUUAAUACACCCUCGGGCGAUGUCAUUAAUACUGAUCAAAUAAUUAAAGGUGUUAAGUUAGAGAUUGAAGGAAAAGUACUAAAGGCAGAUUUGUACAUCUUGGGAAUGAAAGACUUUGAUAUAAUUUUGGGUAUGGACUGGUUGGGUAGAAACUAUGCAACUAUCGUAUGCCAUAAGAAUGAAGUCUUAUUUCAAAAACCUGGAAAAGAAAAAUUUCGAUUCCUUGGAGCAAGAAUUAGGACUCUACCCCGAUUGAUAUCUGCAAUGAAAGCAGAAAAGAUGUUGAGGAAGAAUACGUGUUGA
Olea europaea var. sylvestris is the source of this 1401-nucleotide messenger RNA. RefSeq lists its product as uncharacterized. Bases 1 to 1401 code for a protein of 466 amino acids. NCBI's taxonomy places the organism in Eukaryota, Viridiplantae, Streptophyta, Magnoliopsida, Lamiales, Oleaceae. Gene Ontology annotation, molecular function: zinc ion binding; nucleic acid binding. The record is from RefSeq and is a predicted model, not a curated record. The transcript has a single exon.